CGGGGCGGGGCCGGGCAGGGCGCCCGGCGCAGGAAGGACCGUUAGGCGCCAGAUGUUUGGCAGCCGAGCGCAGAGGAAGUGGCUGCCGGGACGGACGGACGGACGGACGGGGAGCGGCCCGAGGCCCCAGCGCUGCCGCCAUGCCCCCGGCCGCGCCCCCCGCCGCGCCGCCGCCCGGGCCGCCCGCCCGCGGGCCGCUGAGCCUGCACCGGCCCUUCCUGCGCAGCCCGCUGGGCCCGCUGCGCCUGGGGCAGCUGCUCCUGGGCGCCGCCUGCUGGGGGACGGUGGCGGCGCACAAGUACGAGGGGGCGGCGCACUUCGCGCUCUUCGCCGCCGUGCUGGCCUGGCUGCUGGCGCUGGCGCUGUCCGGCCUCAGCCUCCUGGGGCGCUGGGCGCUGGUGCCGCUGCUGGGCGCCCGCUGGCUGCUCACCAACGCGGCGCACGACCUGGUGCUGGGCGCCGGGCUCUACGCGGCGGCCGCGGGCGUCAUGGGCCACAAGGCGGAGCGCAACAGCUACUGCAACCUGCGCGGCUACAGCCAGCCCUGCCUCUACCGCGCCUACCUGGCCGCCGCCGCCUGCGCCGCGCUGGCCGCCGCCCUCCACCUGCUCUCCGGCCUCUACUGCCUGGCGCGCCGCUGCCGGGGCCACCGCGACAUCGUCUGAGCGCCCUCCGCCAGGGAUGGAUCGCCCCCGGGACAGACCGACAGACGGAGCCCCUCUGCCCCGCCAGGGACGGAUGGCCCUUGGGACAGACCGACAGACGGAGCCCCUCUGCCCCACCAGGGACGGAUCGCCCCCAGACUGACAGACAGACAGAGCCCCUCUGCCCCACCAGGGACGGAUCGCCCCCAGACUGACAGACAGACAGAGCCCCUCUGCUCCGCCAGGGACGGAUCGCCCUUGGGACAGACCAACAGACGGAGCCCCUCUGCCCCGCCAGGGAUGGAUCGCCCCGGGACAGACCGACAGACAGAGCCCCUCUGCCCCCCAGGGACGGAUCACCCCCAGACUGACAGACAGACAGAGCCCCUCUGCCCCGCUAGGGACGGAUCGCCCCCGGGACAGACCGACAGACAGAGCCCCUCUGCCCCGCCAGGGACGGAUGGCCCUCGGGACAGACCGACAGACGGAGCCCCUCUGCCCCGCCAGGGACGGAUCACCCCCAGGACAGACAGACCGACUGACCACUCCCGGACUGAUGGCUCCCCUAGGCAGGCAGGGACCCGCAGCCCCCCGACACAGGGACCCCCCGCCCUGGAGGAUGGACAGACACAGGCUAGUCUCAGCCAAAGAACCCCAGCCCCGAUUGCCCAAAGGUGGGGGCUGCCGGCCCUCGGGCUCCCCCUUCCGGCUCUCACAGGUGGGUGCUGGCUCUGGGUCUCCGCUCACUCGCUCUCCAGGGGGCGGAUGGGCACGGGGAGCCUGGGCUGUGGGGCUGAGACAGGAGGGAGCAGGCCCCCAUGGCUGUCGGGGAGGGAGGGGAGUUCAGAGCCAGGGGCUGCUCUGACACCCCAGGAACCCCUCCUAGCACCCACUGCCCAGCCAGGAUGAGCUUCCCAGGAUCAGCCCCUCCCCAGGCCAGAAACGCCCAGGGAGAAGCCCUGAUCUAUGAGAACCGACUUCCCAGAGACCCCUCCAAAGCUCCCCAGUGGGACCCCCUGGUGUGCUCUGAGACCUCCCCCCACCAGGGGCUGAGCCCUCACUCUCCCCUGCCCCCACAUACAGCCCCUGCUCCUGCCCCAUCCGCUCAGGGACAGAACUAUGUCCCCAGACGCGGCCCCCUCCUAGGCUGGGCGGGUGGCAUGUGGCGGGAAGGGGAGUCCAGUGCCAGCCCAGAGCCACCACCCUUUCCCUGGCCGCAUGCUCCCAGAGAUUGAGGCCCCAGCAGGGCAAAGCCCUUGCUCACUGCUGUUGCCUAUGCUCAGCCCUGACUCAUGGAUGCGGGGCGGGGGGAGCAGGGGCUGGGCCAUGCAAGAUGUUCCAGGCCCGGGUCUGUCAGGGCAGCCUGAGAGCCCUCUUCAGCUCAGCCUCCUGCUCGUGGGUGUGUCUCUCCCUAGUGCCCUUUUCUUUGCAGGGGCCACACAGCCCCUGACAGACUGUACACAGGGAUCUCCACACCUGCCAGGGAAACGCCAGGGGUGGCAUGCAGCAGUUGUUUAACCCCGGUGCAGCUGGAGGGGACUGGGAAGCGAAAGAUACUGUGCCCAGUUGACGUUGCAGGGUGGGACGGAUUUGAGGUUGGUGGAAUUUAGCCCAAUAAGGAAAUUCAAGGGAAAGACGGGCAGGUUUCAUAACCAAGCAGAGACCCCGCCGAGAGGAGACAGCUCCACCUUCGGAAGAUGCCCCUUGGAGGGCCCCUCCGGCAGGGCAA
Dermochelys coriacea (leatherback sea turtle) is the source of this 2373-nucleotide messenger RNA. RefSeq names its product MARVEL domain containing 1 (gene MARVELD1). The record is from RefSeq and is a predicted model, not a curated record. Lineage: Eukaryota; Metazoa; Chordata; Testudines; Dermochelyidae. The transcript has 2 exons. Gene Ontology annotation, cellular component: membrane. Bases 141 to 665 code for a protein of 174 amino acids.